UCUACUUCAUUCAAGUGUUAAUGCACUGUGUGCUGCAACAGUCUGCACAUCCUGAUAGCUCGACGUGGCUGUAUCGACUCGCUGUGGCGUUGCCACUGUUUUAGAUUUUCUUUUCCUUGGAUAUAAAUGACUGAUUGCCAAAUGGUUUCCUCAGAUUUCACAGCAAAUGAGAAGAUGGAGAUUGAGAGCAUCAAGACACAUAAGAAAGACCUUCUGGAUGAUAUCCAGAAGUUAAAGAUGGAGAUAGACAACGUCAUGGCGGAAAUACUCAGCUUUGAGUCUGCAGAGGAAAACAAGACCAUAGAGAAGAGCAAACAGUUCGCCAACGGGAAGAAAAAGUUCAACAUGGACCCUAAAAAGGGCAUCAAUUACCUGGUGGAAAAUAAACUGCUGGAUGGAAGAGCUCAUUCGAUUGCUGAGUUCCUCUACAAGGAGGAGGGACUCAACAAGACAGCCAUUGGAGAAUUUCUUGGAGAAAGGGACGAACUCCACCUCCAGACCCUGAAGGCCUUCGUGGAACUGCACGAGUUCUCCGACCUCAACCUGGUGCAGGCCCUCAGACAGUUCCUGUGGAGUUUCCGUCUGCCCGGCGAAGCCCAGAAGAUCGACCGCAUGAUGGAGGCCUUUGCAACUCGCUACUGCGACUGCAAUGCUCUUGUCUUCCAGUCAACCGACACGUGCUACAUCCUGUCAUUUGCCAUCAUCAUGCUCAACACCAGCCUGCACAACCCCUGUGUAAAGGACAAAACCACUCUGGAGCGUUUCAUCUCCAUGAACAGAGGCAUCAACAAUGGAGAGAAUCUACCUGAUGACCUGCUCUCGAAACUGUAUGAGAGCAUUCGCAACGAGCCUUUCAAAAUCCCAGAGGAUGAUGGGAAUGACCUUACACACACCUUCUUCAACCCCGACAGAGAAGGCUGGCUCCUCAAACUCGGAGGUCGGGUUAAGACGUGGAAGAGGCGAUGGUUCAUCCUGACUGACAACUGCCUCUACUACUUUGAGUUCACCACAGACAAAGAGCCCCGAGGCAUCAUCCCUCUGGAGAAUCUCUGCGUGAGGGAAGUGCCGUAUCCUCGCAAACCAUACUGUCUGGAGCUGUACAACCCCAACAGUCGAGGGCAGAAGAUCAAAGCGUGCAAAACUGAGACAGAUGGCAGAGUGGUGGAAGGGAAGCACCAGUCCUACACCAUCUGUGCCCCCAGCGCAGAGGAGAGAGACUCCUGGAUCGAGGCCAUCAGAGCAAGUAUCACAAAGGAUCCCUUCUACGACUUAGUCUCAGUCCGGAAGAAGAAGGUGAUAAACCAAGCUCCUCAAGACUGAGCCGUCCAGCGCCUCCCCAUGGACGUUUCUUGAUACUGCACCACAGUUGUACUCAGUCCCCCUUCAUGUUGAAGUAAAAUACUCUGCAACACGACUGAGUGGGGACACUGGAGACUGACGGUGGACCUUCAGGCUAAAAGAGGGACUCGUCUUUCUGCUUCUCUUUUUACAGACUGGACUGAACAGAGUCAACAGUGAAAACUCAUUUCAGUCUGACAAGUCAUAAAGAAUUUAUCAGUAAAAAUGGUGCCAGCAGGAGCUGAAUGUUUGGACUGAGCUGUUUGUGGAUUUUUUUCUGUUUACAGAAUUUUUAAAAAAAGUUCCUGUGUAUUUAUGCAUUUUUCUAAUAUUUUCGACCACGAGAAGUUGAUUUUUGGUUGAUGUCUGUCUGUCUGUCUGCUCCACAAGAUUUAUUUUCCAGGAUCAGUAAGACAACUAGAGCAUGUGAUGUCCCUGCCUGUGUGCUAUAAAAAGGCAAGACAUUUCUCAGCUUCCUCAAGUUUCUUAAGACUCCGUAAACAAGUAACAGUAAACAGCUUCAAUUCUGUCCUGUGGGUCAUUUCGUUGCCGCUGUUACGAGUCCUCUGAAGACAGUUGCUUAUGCUUCACUUUGUAAAGAUAGACACUGUAUAUUUUUACAGAUUUGGGAAAGUCUUUUUGUCACUGUAAAAUUGUACUUCACAGAAUGAUACAGAACACUUGUUUUAAUCAGACCAAGCCGGCAUUUGUUUAUAUUUCACCUUCCUUCAUUAGCACAGUGCAAUAUGCAUCCUGUCUGCUCUGGUUUCAUUUUGAUGUGUACAGCUGUAUAUGAAAGAAAUAUUUGGUGUGAUUGUUAGUGUUGCAUUUGUAAUGUUCUCAUGAAUUAAUUAUUUAAUAAAAAAAGUAUUCAGGUA
Scatophagus argus is the source of this 2216-nucleotide messenger RNA. Its product is annotated as cytohesin-4-like. Gene Ontology annotation, molecular function: guanyl-nucleotide exchange factor activity. The record is from RefSeq and is a predicted model, not a curated record. Bases 127 to 1320 code for a protein of 397 amino acids. Lineage: Eukaryota; Metazoa; Chordata; Actinopteri; Scatophagidae. Gene Ontology annotation, biological process: regulation of ARF protein signal transduction. The transcript is spliced from 13 exons.